Molecule: messenger RNA, 859 nt
Organism: Desarmillaria tabescens
Lineage: Eukaryota; Fungi; Basidiomycota; Agaricomycetes; Agaricales; Physalacriaceae
Exons: 5
Coding region: 1-630 (209 amino acids)
Biological process (GO): cell surface receptor signaling pathway
Source: RefSeq, a predicted model, not a curated record
AUGCCCGCCCUCAACGCCUGUCUCAAAGUCGCCAAUAUCGCUGAAGCUUCCGGUGUGCCAUACGUCGAGAACGUGGCAAAGGUCGCCGCAAGCACCCUCAAGCUACUCGAGCAAAAGAGAAAGAAUAAGAAAGAUUCCAAGGAGCUCUGUGAGAGCAUCGCAAACACGAUCAUGGUCAUCGAUGACUUCGUUCGUAUGCACGGAGAGCUGGGAGCUUCGCAUUUUAAGGAUAUCUGCGCUGAGAUGGAAGGGUACCUCCAAAAAAUGGCUGAAGAUUUGAAGGAUACCAAGCGCAAACAUCGUGGCAUUAAAGGCGUGUUUAGCGUCGAUGAUUUCCGAGACGCUAUCCAGGCUUACAGGAGGCGCGUUGACGACCUGAAAACGGACUUUAUCAUUCAUUCAGUGGGUGACUGCCGUUUGGAGGUCACACAGAUCAUGCAUUCUGUGGGUGACUGCCGUUUGGAGGUCGCGCAGAUGCACAGCCUGUUGAAGGAUGCGAUGGCCAAGGCUGUGGUGGGUCACUCGGAGGAGUUGGUUUUCCGGAUCCCGAAGAAGCCUGUUGCAAUCACCGCUUUUUUUUUUUUACCCCUGAUUAAUGCGGAAGCGCCUUACUGUGUUUUUGAUCUCUGAUGCCGCAGAAGUCUUCCAUUUAACAGCCCUACGGUUCCAAUAUAUAUUUAAUUCAUUCUCACAGUUACAAUCAAAGCUCAAUACCUACGCUGAAUAUACCUGGUUCCUAAUAGAGAGGCCUUUGCUAUAUUUGGUCCUUACUUGUUAGUACCACGCCGCCUAAUUUUGACUAUAUUCCAUCGAUAUCUGCCCCAGGCCAAUCUGGUUCUACUGGCAGCUGAACACCGUG